This is a messenger RNA of Xylaria bambusicola, 1017 nucleotides long. RefSeq lists its product as uncharacterized. The record is from RefSeq and is a predicted model, not a curated record. Bases 1 to 1017 code for a protein of 338 amino acids. NCBI's taxonomy places the organism in Eukaryota, Fungi, Ascomycota, Sordariomycetes, Xylariales, Xylariaceae. The transcript has 2 exons.
AUGUCUAGCAUCGUCAACAAGGUCAAGGAGGCCGUCUCCGGUCACCACGAUAAGUCCUCUGCCCCCGAGGGUACUUACGGCACACACGACAGCCGCACUGCCAACGCUGCUGACCCCAGAAUCGACUCUGACCGUGACCACCGCGCUGCUCCCGGCUCAACUGUUGGUGGCACUCACGACUACACAACCGGCAACAACUACUCUCACACUGGCCCAACCUCCGGAUACUCUUCUGGAACCACUGGUGCUUACGGCUCAUCUCGUGAGGGUGAGUACGGUCCUCACGGGUCUCGGAUGGCCAACGCUGCCGACCCCCGUGUUGACAGCGACCGCGAUGCCAGCCGCACUGUAGGUGGAAACAACUACGGCAGCUCUGCUACCCACGGCACCACCGGUGCCUACGGUUCAACUGGUACUUACGGCUCUACCGGCCGAGAGGGUCCUCACAGCUCCAACAUGGCCAACAAGAUGGAUCCUCGCAUUGACUCUGACCGAAGCGGCCAGCGCAUGGGCAACACUGCUGGUGACUACUACGGCAGCGGUCGUGAGGGCGAGCACGGCCCUCACCAGUCCCGCCUUGCUAACGCUGCCGACCCUCGCGUUGACAGCGACCGUGAUGCCAGCCGAACCGUAGGCAACACUUACGGCAGCUCUGGAACCCACGGCACCACUGGCGCUCACGGUACUCACGGUGCUACACACGGCACCCACCAGCUCGGCGGCAACUACGCCCCUGGCCCUGCCCCCCACACUGCCGGUCCUCACAAGUCCGAUGCCAUGAACAAGGCCGACCCUCGCGUCGACUCCGACCUUGACGGCAGCAAGACCUACGGUGGCAACAAGACCUAUGGAGUUGACGAGUCGAGAUAUAACAAGGAUCCCACGGAUGCUGCCCAAGUACCUCCCUCAGUCUUGCAGGAGACAAUUGGCCGGCCCUCCGUCGAGCACAACGACCGCCACCACAACCGUGAGCGUCGACACAGCUUGGCGAACCAGGAGACGCACCGCGGGCUAUAA